Messenger RNA from Gryllus bimaculatus (two-spotted cricket), 730 nucleotides. The record is from the annotation of a GenBank genome assembly. Lineage: Eukaryota; Metazoa; Arthropoda; Insecta; Orthoptera; Gryllidae.
UUUUAAAAUUAACUAGAAUUGAACAUUAAAAAAAUUAACGUGGGUUAGUGUACAUUUACCUUUUUUUCUAAUCGUAACAGUUAAAUCGAAUGUUAUAUAAAACAGGAACAAAACAAAAUGAAUGCCGUUGAAAUUAUUUUUGAUUGCCUGUAACCUUUUAAAGCAUAAUUUACCUUACUCCUAAAAUACGUAAGUAAACAUACUCGAUUGUGUAUACGGUGUAAUAUAUCCACGCUGUCUUGCCCACAAAAAGUGAGAUCGCCUGCAUUACGACGUGGAAUUGGCAAUGGCUGAAAGUUCAAAAGGGUUUUUUACGUCCAUGAAAUAUCAGCCGGCGCACAUUGCCGCUAAUUGGACGGCCUUAAUGAAUAAAGGGGCGGCGCAGCCAACCGCGCGACAAGGCUGCUUCCUCAAUACUGCAGGCCGCCGUGUCGGACAUAGUCUUGCGCCGCCCCCACCUCCUGGACCUUCAAUGUUGCAUCGCACGGCGCGGAGUCGCUUGCAGACUCCGGCGGCCCGCGCCCCGCCCCGAACCGCGCACGCCCCUCUCCAGCCAGGCCCCGCGCCGCUCGCGCCCGCCAGCACUAUAUCCGCCGCCCCCCCCACUGCCAGCCGCCGCCGCCACCGCCGCCACCGCCACCGCCACCACCGCCAUCCCCACUCCUGCGCCCACCCACCGGCCACCACCACCGCCACCACCCACCGAUCACCACCGCCAAAUGUGCUAUAG